AUGACACAGAGUGAGAAACGAAAGCAGCGCGGUGAUGAGGAGGUGGUCAAGGAACUGUGUUUGGCCAAUGGAGUGUCUUAUGAAAAUAUUGCACAUGAAGGAAGCAACGUCAGCUCCCUGGAGAUCUUCUUCUCUGGUUUUCCCCGCAUGGUUGGGCUUUCGUUCUUCCCAAGGCUCUGCCAGUUCACCAUAUUGGGCCAGAAUAUAAAACACAUUGAAGGACUUGAGUGCUGUCCUCUGCUUCGGGAGCUCUGGGUCGUUCAGUGCCAUCUCACCGGGAUAUCUGGGCUACAGAAGUGUCUACAACUAGAGAAACUUUACCUGUAUGAUAAUCAGAUCUGUGAAAUAAAGAAUUUAAAAUUGCAGAUUAACCUAGAAGUCUUGUGGCUCAACAACAACUGCAUAACUCAGAUAAAGGGCUUGGACACACUUCAGAACCUCAAAGAACUAAACCUUGCUGACAACAAUAUUGAAAAGAUUGGGCAUAGCCUUGAUCCUAAUGUCAGGCUUCAGAAUCUUAAUCUGUCCGGGAACAAGAUCAGCUCAUUUAAGGAGCUGACCCUGCUUGCCCGCUUACCCCAUCUGAGAGAACUAGCACUGAAGGACCCAACGUCAACCUCAAACCCAGUGUGUCUUCUGUGUAACUACGCCACACACGUUAUUUACCACAUCCCAGGCCUCCAGCGACUUGACACAUAUGAUGUCUUUAGCAAGCAAGUCAAGGAAGCAGCUGAGUCCACAGUAAUGAAGAAAAUGAUGUACUACAACAUGCGUGUACAUACUGCUCAGAGGAACCUGGCAGAGAUCCAACUCAGUUUGAUGGAGAGGAAGAAAACUAUGUUACAGUUACCAGGAGAAUGCAUCAAAACACUGAAUCACGCCCUCAAGAGUCUUGAAGGUGAGCUCUCCAAGGUGCCAGCUACUUGUAAGAAGUCUGCCUGCAAGAUGGAGGACGGAUCGACCCACCUGGUUGAAGGUUCAAUUUGCAGAAGUGACCCAGCCACUGACUUCAGUCGUGAUCCUGCCAUGGAGCACAAAAUACUCAGCAAGAUUGAAGCACUAAGGGAGAGACUGGUGCUAAGGACGAGGAGGCUGGAUGAGAUUGAAGCAUGGUAUGAGCGGGGUUUGACACAUGCCACAAACAUGAUGGAAUAUACAGUCCAGUUUCUAUUGAUGGAGCUGGAAAGUGUUGGAAAUAUUCGUUUGGAAGAGGGCUGCUCCAAAGACCCAUGGUUUACUUCCUGUUGCGACCUCUUGCAUUCCCGCUUCUCUCAUUCAGACUUUAAGGUUUGCAACAUCGCUGGCAUUAAGAUCAAUAGAGUUAUCCGCAUCCACAACAGUGCUUUAAGGCUUCGCUUUGAGGACAAACUUCACACCCUUCUAGCAAGCAAAGAGUCUGCUUCACACAGGAAUUACAGACGUCGGCUGGAGCACUUGUUCUACGUAGCUGACCCUGAACAAAAUAGCGAGAGGGAAGACAUUUUGUGCAUUUUAGAGGAAGGCUUCAAAACAACCAAACAAAAUAAGGCAUUGGAAAGAGAGGGUACUAUAUCUUUAUCCAACAGCCUGAGUGUGGUUGAACAGCCCAGAAUUGAACACGCACUGCGUCAGGCCAGCCAAGAUGAUUCCAAGCACAGUACGGACACAAUCCACUUCAUGCACGGUCAGGUUAUUGUCUCCAAAGUUUUUGUGGGCCACAGCAUGCCUAUCCGAGAGGGAGACCCGCUGGACAGAAGCAGAUAUCCCAGGGCGUACUCUGUUUAUCGCAAUGUGGACACUAAGCACAGAACUGCAAUAAGUGAAGAGAGACCCAACUCCACAAAAACACACACGGGUCCUGAGUGCAGUCCCAGACGAAGACAGUGGUUUGUGUUUGACCAUGAGCUUGUCCUGCCUGAGUACAUCAUUUAUUUUGAAUACAUCACCACCAGGGAUCAAGAACAACCACACAGCACAGGAAUUGAUGAUACUCCGUCCAACAAUAUCAUCCUAGACAGGGAAGUCCUCAACAUGGAACCGGUGCUGAAACCGCAGCCCAGGUUGUUGAGCUUGGAUGACAAAAUUCUGCUGAAUGUGGCCAAAGCCAAUGUCCUCAGUCAAAUCACCGUGCUGAAUCUUCAUGGCAACAGUCUGAGUAAAUUAAAGGAGAUUUCCCGCCUCACAGCUCUGAGGCAUCUUACCAUCAGCUUCAAUGAGUUCACACACUUGGAUGACAUUUCUCACAUGCCCAACCUUGAAUUUUUGGAUGCCAGCUACAAUCGCCUAGUGACCAUAGAAGGGCUGAGGAGGUUGGGACAGCUUAAACAGCUCGACCUGCGUUGGAACAUGCUGACCAAGGCCAGAGAGGAUACAGCUGUGCUCAGAAAACACACGCCUGCUCUGCUGAAGCUUGACACACGAUAUAACCCCUGGAUCAGGGUGCGUGCUUCCAAAACAGUUCGAAUGACAAUACUGGGCCAACUAACAACCCUCACCCACCUGAACGAUAUGAUGGUAGCAGAGGAGGAGGCUGCUUAUGCUGUUCUGAUGACUGCUGGAUCCAAAAUUAACCAGGCAUCUCUUCUGGUUCACUCGAGUACCAACAGUGACCGACCCCGCAGUCUCAGCCUGCUGUCAACAGCCCAGCACCUAUGUCCUCUCAGUCCUGCACCCUGGGGCCUCACCCGAGAGCUGGAGCUUGACUGGACUGCAAAGAUCACUGCCCUGAACCUUGACAGCCAGAGGAUUUCCAAACUGAUCAGUCUGAAUAAGCUGGUGAACCUUCGCUGGGCUUCGUUCAAUGAUAAUGACAUUUCUAAAGUGGAGGGUCUUGACAGCUGCUUGAAGCUGGAGGAGCUUUCCCUCAACAACAACAGCAUAAGCACACUCAAUGGACUAUCAAAACUGCAUUGCCUAAAUAAACUGAGUGUAGACGGGAAUCAGCUGUCUAGUCUAGAUGCCUCGGCCCUAGAUCGGCUGACUAACCUGUCCUUUAUGUCUGUGGAGAACAACUAUAUCAGUUCCCUGCAUGGCAUCCAGAGAGUUCGCUCCCUUCUUGAGCUCUACAUCGGCAACAACCAAAUCUCUACCUCACGUGACAUCUACUAUCUGAAGGGAUUAACAAACCUCAUCAUUCUGGAUCUUUAUGGGAAUCCUUUAGUGGAGAAACUGGAAAACUAUCGUAUUUAUGUGGUUUUCCACCUACCCUUUCUAAAAGCGCUGGAUGGCAUUGCAGUGGAGGUGACUGAGUGUGAAAGUGCAAAGGAUAUGUUUGGAGGAAGACUAACCCCUGACAUGGUAGCAGAGAAGCUGGGCCACUCAAACUACACAGACAUCACCUACCUUACCCUGCAGUCCUGCUCCAUUAAGAUGGUCGAUCUGUCUCCAGCAGACCUGUUCUGUAGUCUGCGCAGUGUCAACUUUGACCACAACAACCUCACCUCUUUUUCUGGCCUCAUUUACCUGCCCAACAUCAAAGCUCUGUGCCUGAACUACAACCACAUUGAGUCCAUCCUGCCCAGACUGAAGACUCAGGCUCCUCUCACAAAUAGACAGAUUCUGUACAGCAAAGUUCACUCCAGUGGUUAUGGCCAACAGAGCCCAUCCAAAGGCAAAGGGGAAACUGGGCCCACUGGCAGUCUAGAGCCACUGAUGGGCAGCCUGGAGGUGCUGCAUUUAAGUCACAAUGGCAUCUCCAAUAUGGCCAAUCUGCAGCUCAGCAGGCUCACCAAUCUUAAAGCGCUCUUCCUUCAAGGUAAUGAGAUCAGCCAGGUGGAAGGAUUGGAAGGUCUUCACCAGCUCCGAGAGCUUGUGUUAGACAGGAAUCGGAUCAAAGCUCUGGCUGAUAACUCUUUCAUAGCCCAGACCGUCCUGCUAGAACUGCACCUAGCAGAGAACCGGAUUCGGGAGCUCAACCAUCUCGAUCCUUUGCUUCAGCUCCGCAAGCUCUUUCUUGGCAUGAACAAGCUGCAGGACAUCACAGAGCUUGACAAACUAGAAGUUCUUCCUUCGUUGACUGAGCUCUCUGUUGUUGGUAACCCUGUUGCCAAAAAUUCUCUCCACAGGCCACCGAUGGUACUCCGUCUGUCCCGGUUGCAGGUCCUGGAUGGAGAGAUGGUCACCCUGGAGGAGAGGACCAGGGCUGAACUCCUCAGUGCUGAUCCAUUAGCAUGCUCCCAAUGCUCUGGAGCUUCUCUUCCUACCACUGAAAUAAACCUACCUGAACUGCUACCCCUCGUGCCUCGAAACACCCCACUCAGAGGAAUGACUAUAAGUGGAGCACUACAGAACUUUAUGCACGGGCACGAUAUCCUGCCAAGUAACGUGGACGAGGCCCAAUCUCAUCACACAUACAAGCACAAGAAGCACAAGCACGGUAAUGCUGUUCGUAACGGCCAAGCUGACAUUACAUUUAGACAAAUUCGAAGAACAGGAAACAACCUGCCAACCACAGGUCUUCUUCAUGAUGGGAACAGAGUCAUUAUCACCCAUCCCAGCCAGGAGCAAGAAAGCAGAUUUCCAAAUGGUGGCAAACCUCCACACAUGUAGCGGCUAGAAGAGGUGGCGCAUAAUCUGGUUAAAGUUGAAACAAAAUUAAACACAAGAAACAGCCAUGUCGUAUGGUC
Messenger RNA from Cyclopterus lumpus (lumpfish), 4604 nucleotides. It is a transcript of the gene lrrc9, whose product is annotated as leucine rich repeat containing 9. The record is from RefSeq and is a predicted model, not a curated record. Gene Ontology annotation, molecular function: protein binding. The coding region runs from base 1 to 4527 and encodes 1508 amino acids. The transcript has 32 exons. NCBI's taxonomy places the organism in Eukaryota, Metazoa, Chordata, Actinopteri, Perciformes, Cyclopteridae.